UUUGUUUUCAGAUAACCAGUUAGUUCAGUUGCUAAUAAUUUAUAUUGAUUCUUUGGUGAGUUACUGAUUUAUUAAUACUUUCAUACAUACGAAAAUGUAUUUUCAACUCAUUGGGUUUCUAUGUUUAUUAGCAUCAACCAAAGCUCUAGAAGACACUUGGACCUCGACAAGUUCUGAUGGAUCAACUACCUGCAAUUAUACCUACAUUUAUUAUAACAGUGGAUAUUUUGUUGGACCUGAGGAAAUAAUUAGUGAUGCCUUUGAAUGUGGUCAUGGAAGUGCUAAUUGUAUCACUACUUUGAAAUUCACUAAAAAUUUCACAACUCAAUAUGAAGGAGUUGAGAACUUGGAUCCAAGAAGUUUUGAAAGUUUAAAAAGACGUGUUGGUCAAUUGGUCAGUAAAUCUGGUUUCGGCUCUGUAGAAUCGAUAAUCAAAGAGGGGAGACAUUCUUGCACCAUUAGACCAGGAUAUCGAGUGCAAAUAGUAACAAGAGCUCGUUAUCAAAAGCUAACUGGUACUCUUGAAGAGCGAUGUUUUACUUCCUGUUCAAACUGUAUCCAAAAAGAAGAUUCUAUCAGAUCAGUUCCAUUGAAAAUGAAAAUACUCGUUGAAAGUAACAAUGAUAAUCAGAACGAUGAAAGUAUAAGAUGUAGAGUUGAACCUAAAGUGAAAAUUGUCGCAAUGACCAGAAGGAAAAGAAGCACAGCAAGACGAUGUAAUCCGACAAAAAUGAGCGCCGGUAAAAUGUUCAACGCUGUUGGUGAUGUUCUUCACAAGGUUAUGACCAAUACUCAUUUGAAUCGAGUUAAAACUCUCGAACAUACAAACAUCGACGGACAUAAUGUUUGGGCUAUCGGGAUGUGUUGGAAUGGACUGAAACACGAUUUCUGUAAAUUUUGUAUCCGUGACCUUGUUGAUAAUAUUUGGACAGAAUGUGAUAACGCAAUAGGAGCACGGCUUAGGAGUAACAAUUGCGGAAUUAGAUAUGAGAUGUACGAAUUAACUUCAGCGAACUCCGAAGACUCUUUUGUAUUCAAUGAUUGAUAUCAUAUUCUAAGCCACGAAAUGAUGACCGUUACAAAGAUAUUUUUAACAUAUGAUUUGAUUCAAAAUCUAUGAAAUUAUUAACCGAUUGAUUCAGAAUCAUCUUGAUUGUUUGUUACUAAUUGUGACUAUUGGAUUU
Messenger RNA from Panonychus citri (citrus red mite), 1184 nucleotides. RefSeq lists its product as uncharacterized. The record is from RefSeq and is a predicted model, not a curated record. The transcript has 2 exons. Lineage: Eukaryota; Metazoa; Arthropoda; Arachnida; Trombidiformes; Tetranychidae. The coding region runs from base 95 to 1045 and encodes 316 amino acids.